This is a messenger RNA of Salvia splendens (bonfire salvia), 654 nucleotides long. RefSeq lists its product as uncharacterized. The transcript has 2 exons. Lineage: Eukaryota; Viridiplantae; Streptophyta; Magnoliopsida; Lamiales; Lamiaceae. The record is from RefSeq and is a predicted model, not a curated record. The coding region runs from base 1 to 654 and encodes 217 amino acids.
AUGAAUAUGUUUAGUCAUGGUAACAUUGUGGACAUUCCUGCAGGUCCGCAGAUAGAGGCAAAUAACUUUAAGUUGGGGAUACCCUUAAUCAAUAGGGUUGAACAAAAUGCCUUCGCAGGAAGAGACACUGAGGACGCAAAUCAACAUCUCACCAAGUUCGUGGAAAUAACUAAUACAACCAAGAUCAACAGUGUUGAUGAUGAUAUUGUGAGGGUAAGACUUUUUCCCUUUUCCUUAACUGAUGCUGCUAAAGAAUGGUAUGAUUGUCUACCUGCAGAUAAAACCACCAAUUGGAAGGAUUUAGUAGUACUCUUCCUCGACAAGUACUACCCGCCUGGCACCAUCUUAAAGCUGAAGUGUGAGAUCUUUCAAUUCAUCCAAGGAUACGAUGAACCUCUAUAUGAAGCUCUCGCACGUUUCAAAGCUCUUCUCCACAAAUGCCCAAACCAUGGUUUUGGAAUAGACCAUCAGGUGUGUGUGAAGUUCGCCAUUUUCAGAAAAAAUGAGUUGAUCAACUGGGCGAACGAAUGGAUCAGGAGAAAGAGCCAAAUUGUUGCGCAAAUUGAUCAAGUUGGAGCAAAUUACAUGCAGCGGGAGCACCCAAUGAGAAGACUAAUGCAUCGCAUAAGAAAGAUCCUCAAGGGCAAAGGGUAA